Topomyia yanbarensis is the source of this 1009-nucleotide messenger RNA. RefSeq names its product trypsin-7-like. Gene Ontology annotation, biological process: proteolysis. The coding region runs from base 40 to 864 and encodes 274 amino acids. Lineage: Eukaryota; Metazoa; Arthropoda; Insecta; Diptera; Culicidae. The record is from RefSeq and is a predicted model, not a curated record. Gene Ontology annotation, molecular function: serine-type endopeptidase activity. The transcript has 4 exons.
UCUACCAAACUGUCGUUCGGUGGAGGGAUUCAGUGCAAGAUGAAGAUUUUCGCAGUGUUAGCUCUGUACCUGGCAGCCGUUGCUGCCGGACCCGAAGAGGACCUCUGGUUGCGGUACAACAAACGUAUGCCCGAUGCAUACUACCUAUCGAAACCUGUUCCAAAAUCGCCAUUCACCGGUCGCAUAGUAGGAGGAGUUGAAGUCGACAUCGAAGACUUCCCGUACAUGCUAUCUUUGCGCCGACGUAGUUUAAUAGCUUGUGGAGCCUCGGUUAUCUCAACUCGCUGGGCAUUGUCAGCUGCGCAUUGCACUUAUCCACUACCGGAUGUUUCAAUUAUUACACUGCGCGGAGGUACCAGCAAUCGUCUACAGGGAGGUGUGGUUUUCGAUGUUGAUCUGAUCAUUAAUCAUCCUCAGUACAACGAUGCGAAUUUGGCGAACGAUGUUUGUGUUCUACGAACAGUUGAGCUGAUGAUCGGACUCUUCAUCGCACCAAUCGGAUUAGUUCCCGCGGGCACCUAUUAUCCUGGGGGUACUCGAGCAGUUGUAUCUGGCUGGGGUCUCACCAGCGUGCCUGGACCAAUACCAACGCUAUUACAAGCGGUAAACAUUCCGGUGGUUGAUCAGGAAACUUGCGCAGCACAAUGGGCCGAUGGACAGGUUACCGAGGACAUGUUAUGCGCUAGUGAAGAAGGGCGCGAUGCUUGUAGCGGCGACAGUGGAGGUCCGCUGGUUACCGGAGGACGACAAAUUGGUAUUGUUUCGUGGGGUACACUUGCCUGUCGAGGUUCAUCGCCGGGAGUUUUCGCACGGGUUGCUUUCCCGCCGAUUCGGAACUGGAUAGAAGAGGUUACUGGUGUAUAGUCAUGUGACAUUAAACAUUGUGUUAUUUCUGUGCAAUGUUUGUUUGAAAAAAUUCACAACCCUUUUGCGUUUAUUGUCCCAUUUCGAAAAAUUCUGUAUGCGUGAUAACUGUUCAUAAUAACAUUUUUUGGCAAAUAAAAAGAAC